CGCUGCUGGCGGAGCCGACGGGGCGGAGAGGAGUGCGACGGGAGGAGGAGUAGGAGAAGGGGGCCGGUCAAGGGAAGUGCGACGUGUCUGAGGAGCCUUUUUAUACCUCCUUCCCUGGAGCCCGGCAGCCACCGCCGCCAUCCACGUCUCUGCACCCUGGACCCGGGCUCGGUCACAGCCGCAGCAUGUCGGAGAUCAAGAAGCAGAAGACGGACCAGCAAAAAUCCACCAAUGUGGUCUACCAGGCCCAUCAUGUGAGCAGGAACAAGAGAGGACAGGUGGUUGGAACCAGGGGAGGAUUCCGAGGAUGUACCGUGUGGCUAACAGGUCUCUCCGGCGCUGGAAAAACAACCAUAAGCUUCGCUUUGGAGGAGUACCUUGUGUCUCAUGCCAUCCCGUGUUACUCCCUGGAUGGAGACAACGUCCGUCAUGGCCUUAACAAGAACCUGGGGUUCUCUGCCGGGGACCGAGAAGAGAAUAUCCGUCGAAUUGCAGAGGUGGCCAAGCUAUUUGCUGAUGCUGGCCUGGUGUGCAUUACCAGUUUUAUUUCUCCAUUUGCAAAGGAUCGUGAGAAUGCCCGCAAAAUCCACGAAUCAGCAGGACUCCCCUUCUUUGAGAUCUUUGUAGAUGCACCUUUAAAUAUCUGUGAAAGCCGAGAUGUAAAAGGACUCUACAAACGCGCUCGGGCAGGAGAGAUUAAAGGGUUCACAGGCAUCGAUUCCGAUUAUGAGAAACCCGAGACUCCAGAGUGUGUGCUGAAGACCAACUUGUCCUCAGUGAGCGACUGCGUGCAGCAGGUGGUGGAGCUUCUGCAAGAGCAGAGCAUUGUUCCCCACACCACCAUCAAAGGCAUCCAUGAACUCUUUGUGCCGGAAAACAAAAUUGAUCAAAUCCGAGCUGAGUUAGAGACUCUCCCGUCACUACCAAUUACCAAGCUGGAUCUGCAGUGGGUGCAGAUUCUGAGCGAAGGCUGGGCCACUCCGCUCAAAGGCUUUAUGAGGGAGAAGGAGUACUUGCAAACUCUGCACUUCGACACCCUACUGGACGGCGUGAUCCUCCGUGAUGGAGUCAUCAACAUGAGCAUUCCCAUCGUACUGCCUGUUUCUGGGGAUGACAAGGCACGGCUCGAAGGCUGCAGCAAGUUUGCCUUGAUGUACGAAGGCCGGAGAGUAGCUCUCUUACAAGACCCUGAAUUCUAUGAGCAUAGGAAAGAGGAGCGUUGUUCUCGUGUGUGGGGAACAGCCAGUGCAAAACACCCCCAUAUCAAAAUGGUGAUGGAAGGUGGGGACUGGCUUGUUGGUGGAGACCUUCAGGUGCUAGAGAGAAUACGGUGGAAUGACGGGCUGGACCAGUACCGCCUGACGCCUCUAGAGCUCAAACAGAAGUGUAAAGCCAUGGAUGCUGAUGCCGUGUUCGCAUUCCAGUUACGCAAUCCUGUCCACAACGGCCACGCUCUGCUGAUGCAAGACACCCGGCGCAGGCUCCUGGAGAGGGGCUACAAGCACCCGGUCCUCCUGCUGCACCCUCUCGGGGGCUGGACCAAGGACGAUGACGUACCUCUCGACUGGAGGAUGAAACAGCAUGCAGCUGUGCUGGAAGAAGGGAUCCUGGAUCCCAAGUCGACUAUUGUCGCCAUCUUCCCAUCUCCUAUGUUAUACGCUGGGCCUACAGAGGUCCAGUGGCACUGCAGGUGCCGAAUGAUUGCAGGGGCCAAUUUCUACAUUGUGGGUAGGGAUCCUGCAGGAAUGCCUCACCCUGACACAAAGAAAGACCUAUACGAACCUACCCAUGGGGGUAAGGUCUUGAGCAUGGCCCCUGGCCUCACCUCUGUGGAAAUCAUUCCAUUCCGAGUGGCUGCCUACAAUAAAAUUAAGAAGGCCAUGGACUUUUAUGAUCCGGCCAGGCACGAUGAGUUUGACUUCAUCUCAGGAACUCGUAUGAGGAAGCUCGCCCGGGAAGGAGAAGAUCCCCCAGAUGGCUUCAUGGCCCCCAAAGCAUGGAAAGUGUUGACAGAUUAUUACAGGUCUCUGGAGAAGAUCAACUAGGUGCUCCCGGCUCUGGUUUCUUUCUCAAGUGCUCUAUGACGAUUUUUUUCUAUUUUUGUGAUUAGCGGCUCUGUAUCCAAUUGCUUCUCGAUGACUUUUUAAAGUUAGUAUUUUGCAAUGAAGUAAAAAGUUGUGUCUAUAAUUUAAAACCAA
This is a messenger RNA of Rattus rattus (black rat), 2198 nucleotides long. RefSeq names its product 3'-phosphoadenosine 5'-phosphosulfate synthase 2 (gene Papss2). The transcript is spliced from 13 exons. The coding region runs from base 186 to 2045 and encodes 619 amino acids. Gene Ontology annotation, biological process: sulfate assimilation; 3'-phosphoadenosine 5'-phosphosulfate biosynthetic process. Gene Ontology annotation, molecular function: sulfate adenylyltransferase (ATP) activity; adenylylsulfate kinase activity; ATP binding. NCBI's taxonomy places the organism in Eukaryota, Metazoa, Chordata, Mammalia, Rodentia, Muridae. The record is from RefSeq and is a predicted model, not a curated record.